Molecule: messenger RNA, 2476 nt
Organism: Ogataea polymorpha
Lineage: Eukaryota; Fungi; Ascomycota; Pichiomycetes; Pichiales; Pichiaceae
Exons: 1
Coding region: 98-1357 (419 amino acids)
Cellular component (GO): nucleolus
Source: RefSeq, a predicted model, not a curated record
GGAAUUUUUGCAGCAUUCUAUGGUGAAGACAUCCAGUUGUCAAGUAUUAAUUUUGGAUGAAGCUGAUCGAUUACUUGAUCACAAUUUCAGUUCAGAAAUGUCAUUAAUUGCCAAAAUUUUGCCUCGACAGAAAAGGGUCGGAAUGUUCUCUGCAACUAUGUCUGCAGUGAUCGAUGAUGUAUUCAAGCUUGGCAUGUCCAAUCCUGUUCGGAUCACAGUGAAAUCUGAUCAAUUAAGCAAAAAGUUGAUACCGUCGAAGCUGAGACUAUUUUAUAGCAUCGUCCCGGCCGAUCAGAAAAUAGGACUUCUUUUCCAUCUGCUGGAAUCAUAUCAGUUCAAAAGGGCAAUUGUUUAUUUUCCAACAUGUGUGUGUGUUUCUUACUUCUAUAUGUUGCUGAAUCAUCUCUUGUCUUGUUUAUAUAAACAAGGCAACGAUUGCAAAGGUAUAAGGCUACACUCCUUGCACGGGAAGCUGCAGUUGGAAACUAGGACAAAAACGCUGUCUCUUUUUUCCGGGCUUUCAGAUUAUAAGAACGUGCUGCUCAGUACAGAUGUCGCCGCCCGAGGCUUAGAUAUACCUGAUGUCGAUCUGGUCAUACAACUCGAUCCUCCUACGGACCCUGACGUCUUUGUUCACAGAUGUGGUCGCGCUGGUCGCGCCGGGAAAUCCGGUACUGCUGUGGUGUUCUUGACUCCAGGCCUUGAAGAAAACUACGUUGAUUUCAUGAGUUUGAGAAAGGUGGAAUUACACGACCUUGGCAAUGUACAUUACGAUCCUCAAAGAUUUGAGCUGAUCCAUCAGGAGUCACGUACCUGGUUACUUGCUGAUAGAGCUAGACACGAAAAGGCGACAAAGGCGUUUGUGACUUACAUCCGACAUUACUCGAAACAUUCUGCUGCAUCUAUAUUCCGACUUUCUGCCUUGGACUAUUGGGGACUCGCAAAAGAGUUCUCCCUUUUCAGGUUUCCAAAGAUGCCAGAAAACAAAUUUAUCCAUGAUUUUCCUGAGGGCGGAUUCAUUGACAAAAGUGUGACUUUCGAAAAUCAAUCCUACUCAAACGCACAGAAUGAAAACGAAAGAUUGCAGGAAUUUUGUUUAUCCUCGAAAACAGUACAACCCAAUGAUGCAAUUCUCGAUAGAAAAGCACGGAAGGAAAGGAAUUCACCCUGGAGUAAGAAUGCAAAGUCUAAAGUUAACGAAAAGCAGUCGUCAUACAGCUCGAAAGAAAACAAAAAAAAACGGCUAUUAUUACCAGAAGCUGAACUCCGGGAAACUCAAGAGGAUUGGAAAGAUCUCGUGAGAUCUAAUAAGAGACAAAAGGCCCGCGAAACGACGAAUUUUUUUAAUGAUUUAUGAUAAAAGCUUUUGUAUAAAUAAGCAAAUACUAAGUAUUUAGAAGACCCUUCAGGUCUGAAGGGGCAUCAAAUUUGAGAGCUUCUUUCCAAAAUUUGGACAAAUGUCUGCUUCCUGAGUCGCAAGCAAUAAAAACUAUGGUAUCGCCUUUUUUGGCCUUCGUAAAAGCUACCCUAGCAGAAGCUACCGCAUUCACGCAAGAACUCGAUCCAAGAAAAAGCCCCUCAUUCUCGUUGAGAUAUCGAGCCAUCAAAAGAGCCUGUUUGUCGCUGACUUUUUCCGCCGCAUCAAUAUACAUCUCUCCCCGUGAGAAAUUAUUAGUAAUUCUGUUCAAUCCAAUUCCUUCCACUAGAGUGUCAACUUGAUGCCUUCUUCUGGUUCCUUCUUUCUCGACUGUGUCAUACAUUAUACCAUACUGAACUCUAUUGUAAAGGCCGGAUCCUUGAGGGUCCGCCAAGAUUGUCUUAAUUGCGGCAUUCUUCUGUUUGAAGAAUAUCGAACAGCCUGCAAUUGUGCCACCCGUUCCUGCGCCUGAAACGAAAAAAUUUAACUUUCCACCUGUUUGCUCCCAUAUCUCUUUUGCGGUAGUUUCAUAGUGAACUUUCCAGUUGCACUCGUUCUCGAAUUGGUCUGCAAACACAGCGUUAUUAUCGGAACCGGAAUCACUAGCAAUUUUAUCGGCUCCACUUUUGGCUGCAUUUACAUAUUGAUUUGGGUCGACAAUGGAUGCUGGUUUCACUUUUUCAAUAACAGCUCCAUACAUUCGUAGGAGAUUCACUUUCUCAUCCGAAGUGUCAUCAGGCAGGCAUAUAUGUGCUGUGUAGCCCAAAGACUUGCAAAGCAUAGCUAUUGAAAUGCCCGUAGACCCUGAAGUCCCUUCAAAAAUGACAUCGCCCCUGUUGGGUUUAAUCAAAUUUCUAUUUUCAAAGUCCUUAAUAAUCGCCAGAGCAACUCUAUCUUUCGCCGACCCCCCUGGAUUGCAUAGUUCCAUUUUUGCAUAUAUCUCACAGCCCGUAGCCUCGGAAAGUGAGCGUAUUUUGAGAAGAGGUGUAUUGCCUAUCAAAUCUGCCAAACAUUCAGCUUUUGUUUGUUUUCCUCUGAACUUUUUGAGGUUUUUCAGCC